AUGACAACGUGGGAAACGGAGAAAAGGUGGGUAGUGGACAGUUUGUUUUUGUUAGUUCUGCAAUCAGGCGGGUACUCUUAUUUUUUUUCCCGCUUAACACUCUGCCACAUCAGCUUCCUAAAAUCACUCUAUGGGCAGGAAAAUUUGAAUGGGGGAACCGCCUUCUCCGGCGACCCCGACAGCCUCACCGACUUCAUCGCCCCUCCAAACGCCACCGUCGACGGCUCGUUCUUCACCUUCACCGGCUUCGGCUUCCUGGUCAAUGGGACCCAGCUCCCGGCCGACAAGUUCAAAGUCGUCAAGGCCACCAUGGCCGAGUUCCCUGCCCUCAACUGCCAGAGCGUCUCCUACGCCACGCUCCUCUUCCCCAACGGCACCACCAACCCUCCCCACACCCACCCACGCGCCGCCGAGCUCCUCUUCCUCGUCGACGGCGAGCUCCAGGUCGGGUUCGUCGACACCGCCGGCAAGCUCUACGCUCAGACCCUCCAGGUCGGCGACAUGUUCGUCUUCCCCAAAGGGCUCGUCCACUUCCAGUACAACGCCGGGACGAGCUACGCCAUCGCGCUGUCGGCUUUCGGGAGUGCCAGCGCCGGCACGGUGUCGCUUCCCGGCACGCUGUUCGCCACCGGCAUAGACGACGCCGUCCUGGCUAAGUCGUUCAAGACGGAUGUUGGUGUCAUUCAGAAGCUCAAGGCUGGCCUUGCCGUCAAGCCCUAA
This is a messenger RNA of Linum tenue, 720 nucleotides long. NCBI's taxonomy places the organism in Eukaryota, Viridiplantae, Streptophyta, Magnoliopsida, Malpighiales, Linaceae. The record is from the annotation of a GenBank genome assembly.